AACCACUCUACUCCUGUCUUCUACUGAGGGCGAGAAGCGGCGGACAUGUUGGGAUGGCCCGUUAAGGCGCAGUCCUUCAUUUAUUUGGGAAUUUAACGAAUAGAAAGAAAUUCAACAAAGGUGGAACACAAUGGAUGCAGUCAACGCUUUUAACCACGAGCUAUUCUCCCUGAUGGACUCAAAACCUCCAAUCUCCAGGGCGAAGAUGAUUUCCAUUACAAAAUCUGCAAUAAAAGCCAUUAAAUUAUACAAGCAUGUUGUCCAGAUUGUUGAGAAAUUUAUCAAGAAGUGCAAGCCUGAGUAUAAAGUACCAGGACUCUAUGUUGUGGACUCCAUUGUGCGACAGUCUCGUCAUCAAUUUGGUGCGGACAAGGAUGUGUUUGGUCCCCGGUUCACUAAGAACAUCACUGGGACUUUUGAGAACCUCUGCUUAUGUCCCACAGAGGACAGGAGUAAGAUUGUUCGUGUCUUGAACCUGUGGCAAAAGAAUGGCGUGUUUAAGAUUGAGGUGAUACAGCCUCUUCUGGACAUGGCUGCCGGAUCCAGCAGCUCAGGCCCAGUUCCAGGCAUGGACAAUGGCCCUGGUGCGGCUGCAUCUCCUUCCUCCCCAGCAAGGGAAGCUGAGAGCCACACAACAGUGUCAGUUAACUCUGUGCAGGUGUCUGUGCCACAGCUUCAGAACUCUGAUGCCUUUGCUGCUGUAGCUCAACUCUUCCAGUCCUCCCAAGGCCAACAGCUCCAGCAGAUGCUCCAGACAUUCCAGCAGCCCAUGAAGCCCCAGUCUCCAGCGCUGGAGAAUAACAUGAUGACCCAUCUCCAGAUACAACCCUCAACUAUUCAGCCACCAACAGUCUUGGCACAGGGCCAGCCACACAUCACGCAGCCUACAGAGAAGAAAGCCACAUUUGAUAAAAAACUUCUUGAUCGUUUUGAUUAUGAUGAUGAGCCUGAAGGAGGAGAAGAGACCAAGAGGGAUGAGGCACCCUCUGUCCAGUCUGCCUUUGGCUUUGGAGAAGGUGUCCAGCCACCUCAGAUUCAGCAGUCAUCAGCAGUCUUCCCUCAAGCUCCCAGUCAGAUGCAACACUUUCAGCAGCACUUGAUGGGCUUGAGUCAAGAACACCAGGUUCCAUCUCCAAAUGGACAGCCUCAGGCUUUUAACCGAAUGCCUCCUCAACCCUACCCAGGGAUGAUUCCACCAGGUGUAGGUCCCACUGGUUUCACUGGACCCUUUCCCCCUCAAAACAAUGCAUUUCCUCACCUCCUUGCUGGACAGCAGCAUCAGGAGGCCCCUGGGGAGUUAGACACAAGACAGCACCAAGAUGGCAGGAGGACACGGUCUAGGUCUGGUUCAAGAUCUCCCAAAAGGAGGCGUUCACGGUCGGGUUCUCGUUCCAGACGUUUCCGACAUCGACGGUCGCGUUCUCGCUCCAGAGAAAGGCGGCGCCACUCACCGCGCUCUCGCUCUCAGGAGAGGAGGGAAAGGGAGAGGGAACGAGAACGUAGACAGAAAGGCCUACCACUUAUCAAACCUGACACCUUAAGUGUGUGCAGCACUACACUUUGGGUUGGCCAGCUGGACAAAAGGACUCAACAGCAGGAUGUGGCAUGUCUACUAGAGGAGUUUGGCCAGAUAGAGUCCAUAAAUAUGAUUCCUCCUCGAGGUUGUGCCUACAUUGUCAUGGUUCAUCGACAGGAUGCUUUUCGGGCUCUCCAGAAGCUUAGCAGAGGCACUUACAAAGUCAACCAAAAAGCCAUAAAGAUUGCUUGGGCUCUGAACAAAGGUAUCAAGUCAGAGUUCAAGCAGUAUUGGGACGUAGAGCUUGGUGUCACCUAUGUCCCCUGGUCCAAAGUCAAAUUGGAAGAUCUGGAAGUUUUUAGAGAGGGGGGCAUGCUGGAUGCUGAUACGCUUUCCCCAGAAUGGAAAGGUGUGCAGGGUGAACUGGAGACUGCAGAUGAUGCGCCUCAAAAUGGCAGAGGCGACAUGGGCCAGAUGGUUGAGAGCCCAGCACUGCUCCCUGUGCAGGCUACUCCUGUCCAGCCAGGAGGGCCUUCUGGGCCAGUUGGAGUUCCACCCCCAGGUUUUCCUGCUGCCAUAAAUAUCCCACCACCAUCAUUUCCACCGGGUGUUCCUCCUCCACCUGGACCUUUUAUGAGGCCUGGCUUUAACCCCAUGCAGAUUCCUCCUGGAUUUCUCCCUCCGGGUGGCAUGCCUCCUAUUGGCACUGCAGGACCCCCUCUUCCCGCAGCAGGCAUUGGCAUGCCACCAGUUGGCAGCUCUGUUGAGGAUUUGGCUGGUGAUACAGUAGGAAUGGGUUCAAGGAUCAAUAGGGAAGGUGUAGAUGGUUUUAGUACUGGCCCAGCAGGUAACCCGGUUCCACCAGGACCUCCACCUGGCAUGAACAUGCAAAAUCCACCAGGACUUUUAGGUACAAGACCAGGGGCGAUGCCACUUCAGCGCCCACCAGGAAUGCCGCCACCACCUCACUUGCAGCGCUUCCCGAUGCCCCCUCCACGGCCUGGUAUGCCCCCCAUGCCCCCCCAGAUGAUGCCCCCCAGGGGCCCACCACAGAUGAUGCACCGUGAGCCUCCACCAGGGAGUUUUGGCAUGCCUCCUCCUCCAUCACAUGCCAUCCGAGGUCCUUUUCCCCCUCCAGGCCCCUCUUUCAGGGGAGAGAGGAACAGAGAGCAGGAACGCUUCGGAGGACGCAGGCAGUUUGGGGGUGAACGGGCAGAAGGUCGUGAACGCUUUGGGGGAUGGCAUGAAGAGAUGGAAUCAAGGGGAGGCUGGGAGAGAGCAGGGUCACGUAGAGACUGGAGAAGUCCAGAUGGAGAGAGAGAAAGGGAGAGGGAGCAAGGGAGGGAGGAAGAACGGGGAAAACGCAGAGACAGAGAGAGAAGCACCCGCUGGGACAGGGAUGACAGACUCGACAAACUUGAGCCUAACGGACACGAAAUGCUCAGAGACUCUAGCAGCCAUGAACGGCAUAAUGAUUCUACAAACGAAAUGCCUAAUGCCAAGGCAGAAGCUUCAGCUCCUUCCAAAGAAGGGAGUGCAGAGGCAGAAAAUCAGAGCCAGCCUGCAGAACAAGCGAAGGCAGAUCAAUCCUAGGUCACACUAGGCAGUAGACUGGAACUCUAAAUCAUGUGUCCUUUUUUAUCCUAAUAGGAAGCGUGUAUUUGUGAUCUUUUGCUAAAAAUGUACAAAAAUACUCUGUAGAUCGGGACUGAUAUGAUCACCUUGCAUGGGUUUAGAUGUGAAGGAAACGAUCUGUAUGUUAAGAGAAAUCAGACAGACAUAUCAUUCUUAUUGCCUAGGCCAGGCUAGUGCGCUGCUUUAAAAAAUAAAAAAAAAGCAUUCUCCAUGCCCAUAUCCAUGCAAAUCUUGGGCAGUACAUGCUAAUGAGCAGAAGUGGUUCGGAAACAUGCUUCAUUCUUAAGGUCUGUGGUUUAAUUCUAAUUUUAAUGCCUGGUCUUCCUUCAAUGAUUUCACAGAUUUAUAAUGCAAUUGAGGUCAAAUGUCUUGCUAACACGGCACACCAUCCUGUGUAUCAGUGUCCCAUUAUUGAGGUUAAAUGUUGUACUAAGCCGGUGUUUCAUGUCCCUGUACUGCACAUUUUGGUGGUUUUCCUGCUCUAACAUGCCCAUGUAAAAACCAUGAAGGGCUUCUUAGUAGUUAAAGAAUUGAGUCAGGCAUGUUGGGAUUAGGGGCCAAGCUAAAAUUGGACAGUACA
This is a messenger RNA of Hemibagrus wyckioides, 3731 nucleotides long. It is a transcript of the gene scaf4a, whose product is annotated as SR-related CTD-associated factor 4a. The record is from RefSeq and is a predicted model, not a curated record. NCBI's taxonomy places the organism in Eukaryota, Metazoa, Chordata, Actinopteri, Siluriformes, Bagridae. Gene Ontology annotation, biological process: negative regulation of termination of RNA polymerase II transcription, poly(A)-coupled. Gene Ontology annotation, molecular function: RNA polymerase II C-terminal domain phosphoserine binding; RNA binding. Bases 131 to 3109 code for a protein of 992 amino acids. The transcript is spliced from 20 exons. Gene Ontology annotation, cellular component: nucleus.